Messenger RNA from Laetiporus sulphureus 93-53, 356 nucleotides. RefSeq lists its product as uncharacterized. The transcript has 2 exons. Gene Ontology annotation, molecular function: Hsp90 protein binding. NCBI's taxonomy places the organism in Eukaryota, Fungi, Basidiomycota, Agaricomycetes, Polyporales, Laetiporaceae. The coding region runs from base 59 to 256 and encodes 65 amino acids. The record is from RefSeq and is a predicted model, not a curated record.
GGCGUCUGCACGGUUCAUAUAGUACUACACCCUCAGCCGCAAACUAUCCCCGACACUCAUGGCCGACGCAUUGAAAGACCAGGGCAACAAGGCCUUCCAGGCCAAAGACUACGACAAGGCAAUCGACCUCUUCUCGCAGGCGAUUGCACUCGAUCCAAACAACUUUGUCCUUUUCUCGAAUCGUAGCGCUGCCAAGGCAGGAAAGCGACAGUAUGCCGCAGCACUCGAGGAUGCCGAGCAGGUUGCAUUAACGUGAACCCUGCAUGGUCGAAGGGCUAUGCACGCAAGGGUGCUGCAUUACACGGAUUGCGAAAAUAUAACGAAGCCAUUGCAGCAUAUGAGACCGGCCUCAAGCU